Molecule: messenger RNA, 2543 nt
Organism: Punica granatum (pomegranate)
Lineage: Eukaryota; Viridiplantae; Streptophyta; Magnoliopsida; Myrtales; Lythraceae
Source: RefSeq, a predicted model, not a curated record
AAAAAAAGCUAAGUCCCAAAGGAAAUCGAAAGUAACGACUGAACAAUUCCAUAGAACACACCAAUAGCUUAUCUCUCCUUGUUCCGUUCUACCUUUCUUUCAUUGCAUUUCAUUGUGAUUCCCCAAUAAUGGACAAAGCUCCCCCCGAGAAAUCUAGUAGCUUUGCUCACAAGGAUCGCGAGGCGUGGGAAGAGUCGAAUCCCUCGGCGGCUCCUCCAGACUCUCCAGCUGCGGUCGAGGCCAAGGUGGAAGGUGAUGGAACACCAUCGGUGAACAAUGUGGACAAGAUCGAGGAGGAGAAGGAGGAGAAGGAGGAAGGAAAAGAAGCCGAAGAGAGCGUCGAAGCAAAUCCUCCAGAAGAUGCCACCCCAAAGGGCGACGAUGAUGCUCCCCAUAGCUUCGACAAGAUUUUGGAAGAUAUCGACAACUUCCUCUCUUAUCUUGCCGUCGAAACCGAGACGAAUACCUCCUUGGAGGUCCAUGAGCUGUCCAUCCAUAGGUUCCUAGAUCUCGUGCAAGAGAAGGUGUCGAACUACAUCGCCGAUGUCGAGGAAGGGAAAUCGAGAUGGGGCCAACACCCUGAUGACGACUCUUCCAUCUUGCAGGCUGUGGCUCGUGUCUCAAAAUUGAAUGCCUCGCUCGAUGGGUCGAAAUGGGGGGAGAGUAGUGGCCUGUUGAUCAAUCGUGUCGGGAGAAUUCACCAGCAAGCUAUGGCUUUGUUGGAGGAUGAGUUUAGGGCGUUGCUAGAAGAUUGCAAGCCCGUUAAUGUGGACAAUAAUGGCGAUGAGAAUAAGGACACGAAGCAAGAAGGUGAUGAUCACGUCGAGGAUGGCGAUAAGUCUCUAGAUUAUCCGCAAGACGCGGUGUCCCAUUUGAAUAAGAUUGCCAAGGAGAUGAUAUCGGGCGGCUAUGAGACCGAGUGUUGCCAAGUCUUCAUCCUAAUGAGGAGGAACACGAUCGAUGAGCUAUUGAGCAAAAUUGGCUUCGACGGCAUCAGCAUGGACGACGUGCAAAAGAUGCACUGGGAGUCACUGCAGAGGGAGAUCACCAAAUGGGUCGAGACUUUGAAGCAAUCUGUGGGAGUGUACUUUCCGAGUGAAUUAAAGCUCAUUGAGAGCGUGUUCACGGGCUGUCCCGACACCUCGGCCUACCUCUUUUGCAACCUCACUCGGAGCAUCAUGAUUCAGAUGCUCAAUUUCGCCGAGUCCAUCGCCAUUUCCAAGCGCUCCCCUGAGAAGUUAUUCAAGUUCUUGGACAUGUAUGAGGCCUUGAGAGAUAUGGACCCCAUCAUCAAUGGGCUUUUCGGGGAAGAUAAGGGCCACGAGUUUGUUAAGUCGGAGCUUGUGACUGCACGGUCGAGGCUCGGGGAAGCCACGGUGAGUAUAUUCUGUGACUUGGAGAAUUCCAUCAGGUCAGACACGGCGAAGAAUGUUGUCCCGGGCGGGGCCAUCCAUCCUUUGACUCGUUACAUCAUGAACUAUUUGGAGUUGACGUGCGAGUACAAGGACACCCUCGAACAGGUCUUCAGGGACCAUUUGAAGAUAGAGCGCGCCGACUCGAACAACAGGGCGGAAUUCCAAGGCGACAACUCUGCGCAGUAUCAAGAUCCGAAUGAGGCGGAGAAGUCACAGUUCUCGUUGCAAAUCGCAAAGGUUAUGGAUUUGUUGGAUUCUUACUUGGAGAAGAAGGCGAAGCUCUACAAAGACAUUUCCCUAAGCUCGAUAUUCAUGAUGAACAACGGCCGCUACAUCUUGCAGAAAGUGAAAGGAUCGCCACAGAUCAAUGAAUUAAUGGGCGACCAGUGGCGCCGCAAGAAGUCCUCUGACCUCAGGCAGUGCCACAAGAACUACCAGAGAGAGACGUGGAACAAGGUUCUAGGAUGCUUGAGGGACGACCACGGGCUGACCGUGAACGGGAAGGUCAUGAAGCCUGAGCUCAAGGAAAGGUUCAAGAACUUCAACGCAAUGUUCGAUGAGAUCCACAAGACACAGAGCUCAUGGGUCGUGUGUGACGAGCAAUUGCAGUCGGAGCUCCGGGUUUCAAUCUCUGCGGUGGUCAUACCAGCAUACCGCUCGUUCUUGGGGCGGUUUGCGCAGACUCUGACCCCUGGGAGGCAGUCGGAAAAGUACAUUAAGUAUCAGUCCGACGAUCUGGAGACUCUUAUCGAUGAGCUAUUUGAUGGGAAUCCAGCAAUGACGGGAAAGAGGAAAUAGUAAAUAAUAUUGAAGCGCAAGGUGCGAAUCAAAGCCGAAUGAUGUUAUAUCGAGAAGGUAUACAUAAGCUUAUGGUAUUAGUGGCUAUACAUGGUUUGAAGAUGUGUCUACGUUAAUUUAGCAAGUUCAAUGUAAAUGUUGACAACUAUGAUUAGGGCAUUCAUUAUUGUUGAAUGUUCCAUUCGGAACUUGAUUGAUGCUUUAGUGAUAAAUUCGUUAUUUGUCUUUUUUGAUCAAAUUUAUGUUACUGUCCGAUGAUUGUUUUCGUUGUUGUAAUAGUUCGGUAUAUUGCAGCUUAUUAUGAAAUGAAAGGCCUUGACGAGAAUACAA